Messenger RNA from Coccidioides immitis RS, 6904 nucleotides. RefSeq names its product polyketide synthase. The coding region runs from base 1 to 6450 and encodes 2149 amino acids. Lineage: Eukaryota; Fungi; Ascomycota; Eurotiomycetes; Onygenales; Onygenaceae. Gene Ontology annotation, molecular function: fatty acid synthase activity; oxidoreductase activity; phosphopantetheine binding. Gene Ontology annotation, biological process: fatty acid biosynthetic process; secondary metabolite biosynthetic process. The transcript is spliced from 12 exons. The record is from RefSeq and is a predicted model, not a curated record.
AUGACUAUAGACGAGACCCACGGCAUGAAUGGCCAUGGCGUGGCAAUUGGUUCUGACAUCAAUGGUCCUAUUACCAAUGGCCAUGCCCGUCGCACCAACGGCUUGCGUACGAAUGGCAUAUCCACAAACACUGCGCACAUGAACGGCAAUUCCAACACGAUGAACGGUGCAAAUGGGGUCUCGGCCUCCAAUAUCCAUUCCAAUGGUCAAAUUCCGAUCGCAAUUUGUGGUAUGGCAUGUCGUCUCCCGGGAGGCUUCGCAACGCUAGAUGAACUAUGGGACUUUCUUCUUGCAAAGCAAGAUGGUCGAUGUCGUGUCCCGGAAUCGCGCUAUAACAUCGAAACAUACUACUCGGACAUGAAAAAGCCGGGAACGGUCUCAACCCAGUAUGGAUAUUUUCUCGAUGAGAGUGUCGACGUCGGGGCGCUGGAUAUGUCCCUUUUUACCAUGGCAAGAAGUGAAGUAGAGCGAGCUGACCCUCAGCAACAGCUCAUGUUAGAAGUGGCUCACGAGGCUUUCGAGGACGCCGGUGUGACAGACUGGCGAGGCAAGACUAUCGGUACUUAUAUUGGUAAUUUCGGAGAGGACUGGCUGGAGAUGUUGGGGAGGGAAACCCAGCCGUGGGGAAUCCACCGUAUCUCUGGUUCAGGAGACUUUGUCGUCGCCAAUCGUCUCUCUUAUGAAUUCGAUCUACGGGGACCAAGCAUGACCAUUCGCACGGCAUGUUCGUCCGCUUUGGUGGCUCUGAACGAGGCUUGCGCAGCGAUUAGCAGAGGCGACUGCGAAUCCGCUCUAGUAGGCGGUGUCAAUUUGAUCCUGGCUCCGGGAAUGUCGGUGGCUAUGCAGGAGCAAGGAGUCUUGUCUAGCGAUGGCUCAUGUAAGACCUUCUCUGCUGACGCCAAUGGGUAUGCUCGUGGAGAGGCAGUUACGGCCAUAUUCAUCAAGCCGUUGGCUGAUGCCAUUCGAGAUGGCAACCCGGUUCAAGCUGUCGUGAGAGCCACAUCUCACAACGUGGACGGAAAAACUCCGACGCUAUCGCAGCCUAGCACGGAUGUGCAAGAAGCUUUGAUGAGGAGGGCAUACGAGCUUGGAGGCAUCACUGACUUCUCGGAAACCGCCAUGGUAGAAUGCCACGGGACAGGUACCCCGACAGGCGACCCCAUUGAAACGAGAGCUGUGGCCCGCGUCUUUGGAGAGAAGGGCGUGUACAUCGGCUCUGUUAAGCCCAAUCUCGGACAUACCGAAGCUGCGUCCGGCCUUAUUUCGCUUUUGAAGAUGGUGAAGGCACUUCAACACCAUAUCAUCCCACCAAACAUCAAAUUCAGCAUCCCCAAUCCUAGCAUUCCGUUUGAGGAAGGGAAGCUCACGGUUCCUACUGAGGCAACUCCGUGGCCGAAAGACCGCCUUGAACAGGUGAGUGUGAAUUCUUUUGGCAUUGGUGGCGCAAAUGCCCAUGUAAUUCUAGAGUCUGCGGCGACUUAUAAUAUCCCGACUGCGGUAUCUGGGUUCCCGGAGUCGCCUCAGCUUCUAUUGUUUACAGCGAAUUCCUCCAAAUCAAUAACAAGGCUGGUCGACAACUCCAAGGUCUGGAUCGAGCAGAAUCCCGACAAAAUUUGUGAUCUGGCCUAUACUUUGGCCAGGAAAAGAACCCAUCUGCCGUACCGAGCAUUUGCCAUUGUUAAUAAUGGUGUGAUUGAAAGCGUUUCUCAGCCUAUAAACUCGAAGUCUGCAGGCCCACCGAGCAUUGUGAUGGUUUUCACCGGCCAGGGCGCACAAUGGCCGCAGAUGGGACAGGAGCUAUUGCGAUCCGAUGAGGUGUUUAAAUCUAGCAUCCGAUCUCUCGACCAACAGCUUCAAACCAUUGCUGGGAAGAAGCCUCACUACUCAAUCGAAGAGGAGCUCAAGAAGGCAGGCAAGCAGAGCCGCCUGUCUUCGGCCGAGUUCUCUCAACCUCUUUGCACUGCUAUUCAGAUUGCACUGGUCGACACGCUCAAGGCUGCUGGAAUUGUCCCACAUGCCGUUGUGGGCCAUUCCAGUGGUGAGAUCGCUGCAGCAUAUGCCGCCGGGGCUCUUACGGCUAAAGAAGCUAUCACAGUUGCCCACCACCGUGGAGCUGUGGCAGUCAAACAAGAGCGACCGGGGACAAUGGCGGCCAUUGGAAUGGGCUGGAGAGAAAUUGAAAACUACCUCGUCCCUAACGUCACGAUCGCAUGUGACAACUCGCCCAAGAGCGUUACAAUCUCGGCCGAUAUUGAUGCCGUGAAAUCUGUUGUUGCUGCUAUAAAAAAGGAACAGCCACAGAUUCUGGCUAGACUACUCCAGGUUGAUAAAGCCUACCAUUCAUACCAUAUGGAAGAGAUUGGUGACCAUUACCAAUCACUAAUCGAGCAACACGAUAUUGGAAAUAAUGCUGUCUUCCUUGAGGUUGGGCCUCGCGGAGCUCUUGCAGGACCACUGAGACAGAUAUUUGCUGAGGCCUCCUCUCCCACUCCUUAUGUCUCGGCCAUGACGCGCAAUAAAGACUGUACUGUGUCUUUUUUGGCAGCCAUUGGUGCCCUGUAUUCUCUCAAUGUUCAUGUUAACCUUGAGGCUCGUUUCCCCACGGGCACCUGUCUUUCGGGCGUCCCCCGAUACCCAUGGAAUCACAAGGGCAGCUACUGGUACGAGUCUCGGCUAAGCAAAGAAUGGCGCAACCGCAAAUACCCGUACCAUGAUCUUCUUGGUUCUAGGGUGGUUGAGAGUAGCGAUACUGAGCCAGUGUGUGGCGCAACCUAUUCCACGUUACAAACGCGCCGUGGAUAUGCGACCACAAACAAAUGGUGGGAGUUCACAGUGCCGUCCUAUAACGGGCGCAACUGGACAAAACAUUGUACACGAGAAGCUUCCGCUCAGUAUUCUCCGCCUGAACAGGCCCAGGACCCUGAUGCCCUGCCCAGAAAGCUUAAUGUGAGGAAGUGGUUCGAAAAGAUGGCCAAGGGUGGCCUGAAUCUGGGAGGAUCUUUCCAGACCCUUGAUAUGAUGGCGAGCUCAACCUCAGAGCAGCAGGGAAUGGGACACGUUGUGAAUGGAAGGCAGGGAGAUGAAGCCAAUUACUACAUCAUCCUACCGUCCUUGACGCAACCCUGCAGAUCCUGGGCGCUGCUGCUGUGCACUUCGGAUAUGAUCACAGAUGUCUCUGCUAAGCUAUCAAGCAAUUAUUCGGUCCUUGGAGACGGCUGUUGCACAUGUGAGGGCAGAAAAGUUGUUGAAGCAGUCGGCAUCCGUAUGUCACUUGCGGAUGCUGCCAGUUCAGGCGAGGUAAGGGACGGACACGCAGCAGCGAGGUGUGAAUGGAAACCUGACAUUGACUUCUUGGACGUGAACGAGCUCUUCUGCGCACCAGUGAGCCAUACCGACAAUUCACGCUUGCUGGAGGAGCUGGGAGACAUCUGCUUGCUCUUAUCCCAAUCGUGCUUUUCGGAAUCCUCAAGCAACACGACCUUGCCCCAUCUUCAGAGACACGUUGCUUGGAUCAAAUCUCAGUCUAAGUUAACCCCUAUCAGGUUGCCCUGUACUUGGACAGGUCUCGACAACCAGACUAUUUCCGCUCGAAUCAACAGUUUGCUGAAACAACUGGAAGGCACGCUUGCAGCUCCAGUCGCUAGUGCCAUUCAUCAAGUUUGCAUGAAUAUGGAUUCUCUGCUGUCCGGCAAAGACCUUGAGGAUAUUUUGCCAGGAAGAACUUUGUCGAACGUCUACAAAUAUCUCGGACAGCUGGAACGAAAAGACCCCAAUCUUCGAAUUCUCGAGAUUGGAACUGGAAGUGGUGUGUCACUGCACCGCGAGAUCGUCGAGGAUCUCACGCGCACUGAUGGGGAGAUUCUCUGUGCCAAGUACAUGUUGACUACCCCGGGCUACCUGGCGACAGAAACUCAAGAAAAGCUGUUCCCAAACAUGGACUUCGCAAGUCUGGACAUCUGCCAGGAUCCUAUCGAACAGGGAUUCGAGGAAAUGGAGUACGACCUCGUCCUCGCCAUUAUUCUUGCGGAGCUUUGCCCGUCAUCCAGAUGGGUAGAUUAUGUGCUAGGUGCGCUCCCAACUUGGUGGUCGGGUACUGAGGGCGGGCCAAUCAAGCCGCCGUAUCUAAGUAAGGAAGAAUUGGAAUUGGUGCUUGCUGCUGUCGGGUUUGGCAAACCCGAAGCCGUGGUUCUAGAUGCCGAAGCCCCUCACCAAGUCACAACCUCCUUUGUCGCAAGGCCCAUCCGUGAGACACCAAUCAAGAAGGCCACCGUUCUUGUCGAUGAGGAAAGAUCUGCUGUUACACACAUCUUGAACCAGCUCGAAAAAGAUGGCUAUGAGGUUAUCAAGUGCAGAUUAGGCGAUAUCCCGCCAGCUGGACAGGACAUGAUUUCGCUCUUAGACAUCGAGCAGCCCUUUUUCCAUGAUAUUGACGAAGCACGCUUCCUAUCUUUCAAGACUUUACUUCUCGGCCUCCAAGAACAUGGUUCUGGUAUGCUCUGGGCGACCCAUCUCAUCGACAUCGGAUGUCGUGAUCCCCGAUACGCACAAGUUCUCGGACUCGCCAGAACCAUCCGAACAGAGCGGCUGGCCGAUUUGGCAAUCUGCCAGGUCGACGCUUUCGACAAUCCCAAAUCUAUUGACCGUCUCCUCCAGGUGCUAGCGAAGUUCCAGUCGCGCCAAGGUGACGAGGAACUGAAUCCAGAUUUCGAAUGGGCCAUUUUCAACAACCGCGUCCAAGUCGCACGCUUCCAUCCUUUUGCCUUAACCGAUGAGCUCCUAGUUUCGGACCGGCCAAAUGAGAUGGCCACGCUGAAUGUCCGUUCACCGGGACGGGUCAACAGUCUGUAUUAUGAGCGACAUGAACGAAAGGACCUCGAAAACGAUGAAGUGGAGGUCCAGGUCUACUCAGCUGGAUUGAACUUCAGGGACAUUUUGGUCGCACCGGGCAUUGUUGAACUUCCAGUCCGCCUGUUCGGAAUUGAAGCCGCUGGCAUGGUUACCCGUGUGGGAGCGGACGUCAGCCCAGACGACCUUCAAGCUGGGACGAUGCAGAUCCCGUAUUUCACCGCGAUUCACUCCAUUAUAAACGUCGGGCGUGUUACGAAGGGUCAGUCCGUCCUGAUUCACAGCGCGUGUGGCGUGGGUCUGGCAGCUAUCCAGGUUGCCCAAAUGCUGGAGGCAGAGUUGUACGUUACAGUUGGCAGCGACGAGAAAGUCAAGUACUUGAUGGACCACUGUCACAUUCCGAGAAAAACCGGAUCUUUAACUCCCGUGACAACUCAGACCCAAGAUGCAUUCCGAUUCAUGGAGAAGGGACAACACAUCGGUCGCCUCGGCGUUUCGAUCAAGGAUGCUGGAGGAGACGCCGAGUUGGGAUCUGAGACCACCAAAAGAGCUCUAAAGAUUGCCUUCAAGGAGUUCGCCUCGUACCUUAUGGUUGGUGUUCUUGGCGGAAUUGGUCGUGCCGUGUCCACCUGGAUGGUCGACCAUGGCGCCCGCGAACUUAUAUACAUGUCCCGCAGCGCUGGCCUUACCACCAAAGAUGACGCUUUUAUCCACGAGCUCGAGUCGAUGGGUUGCACUGUCAAGCUCGCGAGCGGCGAUACCACGAAGCUCAAGGACGUGGAAAGAGCCAUUUCUGCAGCAACCUAUCCCCUUAAAGGUGUUGUGCAGAUGUCGAUGGUGGUUGCGAACGAGAACUUUACCAAAAUGAGCUAUGACGAAUGGACGGCGUCUACGGCACCCAAGUGCCGCAAUGGCAUGGGCCUCGCCGCUUCUGUGGUUGACAUGGGAGCCGUCGAGGACGUUGGCUGGAUUUCGGACCACCAGGGCAUGAUGGGUAAGAUGUCGCGGAGCGGCUUCAAGCCUGUUCUGGAACAGAAGGUCAUUGACGCCAUGGCAAUCUGCAUGCUAGUUCACAACAAACCGAACAAAGCCGCCGAAAGUGCUCUUACUGUGACUUCGAAGAACUCUUCUUAUUUCGUCCACAAGAAUACCUUCCUCGUCGGCCUUGCCUUGCUCAUCCCAUUGAAUGACCCUAGCAACUAUGUGAUCUGGAAGAAGGACCGCCGUAUGGCGUCUUAUCACAACAAGGCUACAGUUGCUGCCACAGCAGCCUCGACGGAUAUUCUGAAGUCCUACCUGAGCAGUGCUAAAGCGGACCCUUCGAUUCUCAAGUCGUCAGAAGCAGCGAAGCUCUUUGCGGUGGAAAUUGGCAAGAAGCUCCUCGAUCUUUUACUCAAACCCCAUGAAGGGCUCAAAACAAGCUUGCCCUUGCUUGAUCUUGGGCUUGACUCAUUGGUGGCUCUUGAACUGCGCGCUUGGAUCAAGCAGGUCUUCUAUUUUGAUCUGCCCAUACUGGAGAUGAUGAGCAUCGGAUCUCUUGACAUUCUUGGCCAAUAUGCCGCAAAUGAGGUCUACAGAAUCGCGACUGAGAAUAAGGACAGUUAAUCCGCUAUCGUUGGGUUUCUUUGAGAUUGCGAUGUUAUUAGAGGAAAUGUUAUCUGUGUCAAACACGGUUCGGCAACCGUGUUUUUCCCCCCCACCGAAAAAAAAAAAAAAAAAAAGAAAAUGCCGGCGAAUUUGUGGGAGGCUUAACAAAAAGAUCCACACAGACAUAUCCACCCUGCAACCUUAAAUUGCCAAUUUGAAUCCCCCGCAUUAUGAGCAAAAUCUGCCAGGGCGAAAAAAAAUACCAGAGGUUGGCUCCGGUGACACGCUAUUCCACCGAGAAGGUCUCUCAGAGAGAUUCUAAUCGAGACAGAAGAUCGCACGUCAUAAUACUGUGUGACCAAAGAGGGAGGAGUUGACAGCAUGAUCAACCAGCUGAGUCAUAGUUAGUCAGGUAGCAUAGUAGCUCACGAGCACUGUGGGACUUAGAAAUAACAACCAAGUUUACAUCUCA